GCGCUGAUUGUUGACUCAAAUUAAAAGUGCGACAAAUUCUCGCAUUCAUUUUCAUUUUCCGUUUUCAGUUUUGUAUUUGUUUAUUUCGGUGUCGGUUUAAUUUUGGUCGCCUGACAAUCUCCGAAUCGCCGUUAAAAAACGUACACAACAACAGGGCAUUUAAUUAAAUAAAUCGCAAACAUCAGUCAACGGCCAGUUAUUUCCAGCCGCCAAAUCGGACAUUAUAUCAGACAUUCGGACAUUAUACUAUAUCCACACACUCCGAGAGAUCCCAUCUGGCGAGAGAACCCAGAACACAGAACACUGAACAGGAAACAAUUGAAAUCAUCUGAGAAAUCGAACAUGGACCUGAGAACAGAAAUGGGCGGUUACAUCCAGUCCGUGCCCAACACAAAGCGCUUCGUCGUGGAGGACUCCAUUACCAAGGUGACUUCCGAUGGGGAGCCGCACGGCAUGAUGACCAUGGUGGCCGGAUUGUCCGGCCUUUUGGCGGCCAUCAUCAUUCUGGCCGUCCUCGUGUCCAUGGUGACCUGUCGCAAGCAGAAGAGCAACGCCAACCGGAAGAGUAAUUCCUCCGCCAAUGUGGUGGCCAUGACCAGUGUGGCGCAGGAUCAGCCCCAGUUGGCUGGGAACUUGAACGCAGCGUUCGCUGAGAGCACUCUGACCUUGGACAAGGUCAAGCAGGGCACGGAGGACCAGUGGCGACCCACAUCCGUGGUGGUGGAGCGGUACUAGUGGCACCACCACCGCCAACCAGCAGCGCACGGGCACGUGAUGUUUAUUGUAAACGUUUGAGACUGACACUUAGCCUAAGGAUUUCCAUCACCAUCUUUUAUCUAUGUAUACCACAUAUGACACCUUUUUUUUUGCUUGU
Messenger RNA from Drosophila santomea, 874 nucleotides. RefSeq lists its product as uncharacterized. Lineage: Eukaryota; Metazoa; Arthropoda; Insecta; Diptera; Drosophilidae. The transcript is spliced from 4 exons. Bases 343 to 735 code for a protein of 130 amino acids. The record is from RefSeq and is a predicted model, not a curated record.